AUGGACCACUCCUCAGCUGAGCGCCAUCGUCGCCAUUACAUUGUAAUGCUUGCUCGCUCCUAUCUGGCCUAUGGAACUCCCUCGCACCGUAUUGAAACUCAACUAGCAUCUGCUGCAAAGGCUCUUGACAUCCAUGCAGAUUUCUUGCUCAUUCCGAACACCAUAUUUGCUUGCUUCUACGAUCCGAACGAACGUCGGCAGGCGUCCAUGCAUGUAAUCAAGGUUGUCGGUCGAUUGUCCUUGGCGGCAGUUGAAGAUGCGUGGAGCAUCUAUCAAGACGUUAAUUCAUCUCGAAUUACGGCAGAGGUUGGGGCUGAGCGGCUGAAGGACAUAGAGGAUCGCGAGGAGGCUCAGAAGAAGAGGUAUAGAUGCGUCAUCGCGUUUCUCUGUGGCUUUGCUGUCACCCCUCUCGCUUUCGAUGGUUCGUUCGCGGAUGCGCUUGUUGGGGGCGCAUGUGCUGCCGGCUCUGUCCUCAUCGCGGAGUACUUUGCGGCACGUAACGUCCUGGUGGAAAAACUUUUCGAAGUUUUUGUUGCCUUCUUCAUUUCUUUCAUCGCCCGGUUUUUGUAUUCGCAGUGGGAUCAUAGGUUCUGCUAUAGUGCUGUUGCUUCUGGGGGAAUUGUGCUGAUUCUUCCGGGCUUCACCGUCAUGUGCGCAUCGCUCGAGUUGUCCCACAAGAAAAUGCUGACAGGAUCUAUUAAACUUGUUUACGCUAUCUUUUUCGCGUUGAUUCUUGCCUUCGUCCAAACCUCGGGGUCAGAUCUUUAUCUCAAGUUCAACUCGAAUGCGGUUGCAGCUCGCGCAAAGAUGAUUCAAAGUAUCACUGAAACGAACUACCUGAGCGGAACGCUUGUGGCAAACGGCACUUUGAACAUCGCGAAUCUCACAUUGGGUUUCACUCAAGCUCUAGAUCCUGACCGCUCAUAUCCGGAGUGGAAGUAUAAAGGAACAGGGUGUUACCGUGACCCAGGGUGGAUCUGGGUUUUCCAGAAACCGACUCUUGGAUAUUUCUUUCUCAUCGUUCCUGCAUUCGCGUUCUUCUUGACCCUAUGGAACGGCAUGCCGAUCAAGUUCAAGUGGAGAAACACUGAGCAUGUAAUCAUGAUGAUUCUUCUCGCUUGCGGGAGCUACACAGCAAAUCUUGUCGGGACAACAUACCUGACUGGUUCCAUUGGAAGCUCAUUGGGUGCAUUCGUUGUAUCUUUUUUGGGUUCCAUCUACACUCGCCUGAGGAAAGAUAUCACGCCUUUCGUUCUCAUGACCCCUGGUAUUCUUCUGCUUGUGCCGACCGGUUUGACUGCGGUUGGUGGUUUGUCCAAGAACUACACUGGAGAGGAUGACCAGUUUUCAACUGUUCUAAAUACUGGUUUCGCAAUGGUCGAACUCUCCAUUGGUAUCAUUGUAGGAUUAAGUUUAGCGUCGCUUCUCGCAAACCUGGAUGAGGUGUGGCGGUCAGCUGUCGGAAGGUCGAAGACAGAGAAGGUCGCCAUAGCUUUUUGA
Messenger RNA from Cantharellus anzutake, 1500 nucleotides. RefSeq lists its product as uncharacterized. Gene Ontology annotation, biological process: transmembrane transport. Bases 1 to 1500 code for a protein of 499 amino acids. The transcript has 7 exons. The record is from RefSeq and is a predicted model, not a curated record. Gene Ontology annotation, molecular function: transmembrane transporter activity. NCBI's taxonomy places the organism in Eukaryota, Fungi, Basidiomycota, Agaricomycetes, Cantharellales, Hydnaceae.